Messenger RNA from Priceomyces carsonii, 1932 nucleotides. Its product is annotated as F-box protein. Gene Ontology annotation, molecular function: protein binding. The record is from RefSeq and is a predicted model, not a curated record. The transcript has a single exon. NCBI's taxonomy places the organism in Eukaryota, Fungi, Ascomycota, Pichiomycetes, Serinales, Debaryomycetaceae. The coding region runs from base 1 to 1932 and encodes 643 amino acids.
AUGAAAGGAAUUACCGAUCUUCCAAAUGACGUGCUUGAUUAUAUAUUGAUACGUUUAGGGCAAGAAGACUUAAUCAGCUUAAACUUGACGUGCAGAGAUUUCUAUACAAUUUGUAACAAAAGAUUGUAUGCCAACAUUUAUAUUACAAACAAGACCACAAGAGAACGAAAAGACGAGAAAAAAAAUGCUUAUCUUUGGAACUGGACCGUAUUAAAAAGCUCUUUAUCUCCCGACAGAAGUAGUUUGAAAAAAUUUGAGGGAAGUUUGAAUUUCAAUCGUGAACUAGCGAGUUAUAUUCAAGAAAUCAUAACUGACGACGUGAGCUUUAUUUUAUUUAAACUUAAAUUUUGGUACAAGAAGUAUUUUUCUGCUACGAAUAACUUGAAAAAAGUUUACUUUGGUAACAUCCCUUUAAGUCAACUUAAUAUCGCAUAUGAGGACUUAUACAACUUUUACAAAUUACCUGGUAUCAACGUUACAACCUUGCAAUUAAAAAAUUUAAGCGAUUUGUUGGCGAUAUCCGAGAGCCUGAAAGUUAUAACUGUUAAAAGUCUCAACUUUCAUUUACUAGAUAUAAAGGAUGUUGAAAAUGAGAACAUAGCAUUACUGGAAAGGCAGAAACAAAAACUUUUAGAAAUAUUCGAAAAUGUCAAUGAGUUGAACAUUGUAUCUGUUCACGAUUUAGCUUUACGCUUCAUUAAAUUCUUAACAAAAUUGCUAAAUACAGAAGCUAUAUUCAAGAACUUAAAAAGAUUCAGUAUGAACCACAAUCAUGGCCAAAUGAAUAAUCAGUUCAACUUCAGCUCAAUGUACCCCUUAGAGAAAGAAAUGGAAUUGGACUUCCAGAUCAUACAAGAUGCCAUAGAUGUAUCUAAAAUAGAAUCAUUGACUUUAAAAAUCGAUUGCAAUCACAUCUACUGCCCUAUUUCGGGCUCAGAUAUGCAUUUUACUAUGUCAGAUAAUAUUGAGUAUUGCAACUGUUUAGAAAGCUUCUUCUGCCAAUUCAAGAGUGCAAAGCUUCAAAUGUUGUCAAAUUUAAGUCUCACUAGGCUGGGUCAGUCUGCUAUUAAUAACCCCUUUAGCUUGUUUUACUUCAAGGCUCACUUGAAGAGCCUUUUGGUUUCAAUGAGACAGCUUCUGUCUUUAGAGCUUGACACCAAUGCACAAUUAUAUCCAUUUCAUAGCAUUAGAGAUGGGAGCCAGGUCAAUAUCCUAAAAGAGGUAUUUCUGUUGCAAAAUGAAAAACUAGUCAAAAGCUUGAAGCAUACAAACUUAAAGCGUUUAGUAAUAUUGGACUAUAUAGAGUCUUUCCACUUUUGGGACUUAAAUUCUAUCGACUUUUCUUCCCAGAAGUUAAACCAAGAGUGCCAAUGCCACAUUUGUGACGACAUAGAAAAAAACAUUAUCGCCUUUAUUGAUACAAACAGACAAAUACAGUUUUACUUGAGUCCCAUAACAACCAAAAACUUCGCAGAAUAUUACUUUGAUUUGCUUCUGCUAAUAUUGCUGUUCUGCAGGACCAAUACCGUUCCUGAAUCGAUCCCUUCUAUGUCUGCAUUUAGUUCAGCUCAGAAAAACGAUAAGCUAAAAUUGCUUACGAACAUCGUUCCAUCAGCCACUCCAAUAAUGUCUGCUUUGCAUCAGCAAACGUUGGACUUGCAUGGUUGCUUUAAGCAUGCUGACUAUAAGGAACUAAUUAACUACAAAUACGUCAAGUCUUUGCUCAGCUCAAGUAACGACAGUUUUGAAAUCAUGUGCGAUUGCGAUGGUUCCGAAUUCUCCAGAUAUCUAACCUUUCUUCACCACCAGAUUUCUCCGUUAGCCAAUGCCAGAUUCGCUUCGGAUCCCGGCUCAAUUGUGCACCUUAACCUCAAUAAUAUAUACUUUGGGACUGUAGAUAACAAUAGAUUGUUGCAGUCAUCCGAUAAAUAG